Molecule: messenger RNA, 585 nt
Organism: Rodentolepis nana
Lineage: Eukaryota; Metazoa; Platyhelminthes; Cestoda; Cyclophyllidea; Hymenolepididae
Source: the annotation of a GenBank genome assembly
AUGCACUGCCCGCUGCGUAGUGUCGUGUUGUUUGCCUCAGGAGUAUCAUUCUACUAUAUCUUUGGAGUUAUUCAAGGCUUUCGGAGUGGGAUAUUUACGGAGGGUUUUAGUAAAUCCCUUUUGCUCACUGGUUCCGGUAUCCCAUACUGUUGUGGCUUUUUAUCAGUUCUUUGUGGGCUUUUAUCUCCACGUCUUUACCGGCAUUUAGAAAUUUCCAGCGCUCGGGAAGCCGAAUGGAGUUCAAUUAUGCGCUGUGUUAUCUUCUUCAUGGGAGUUUGUCAUGCAUCCGCUAAACUUGAAAUCGUGUCCAUAUCGCAACUCUUUUUAACAAGCUUUUGUUUUUCAAUUGGCAUUUGGUGGAUCUUUGACCGUUCUAUUAGUGGAUUACUAAUGGGUUUUCUAAUGGGAGCUCUCGGAACUGGCAGCUGUCUAUGGCUUGGAGACAAAAAGAUCACAUCCAUCGAUCCACUUUUGACUUCCUGGCUACCCUGUGUUUUCUUCUCCGGAGGUAUCACGGCAUCAUUAGUCGGUCGACAGUUAGCUAAACGUGACACUUUUGGAAGUUCCAAGCUUAAAUCGGACUAA